CCUGCUUGCAUGUGUUGCCUUUUUCCUUUUGUGGCUUGCAGUGGCGUUGAGCUAAACUCUAGAGCACGCCUCUGUGGUGGUUUUAGGGUGCACUAAUAUCCUGAAUGAAUUGUUUUUGGAAGCAAACACAGUCCAUAUUAUUGACUGUCUGGAGAGACUCUUGCAGUAACUGAGAGGACAGGAGACCAUGAGUGUUUAGAGCCUUUAAAGUCUCAGUGCUGUCCCACAGCCAUCUGCUGGAAUGUGUUGUGGUGGAGCACAGGGAUGUUCUUCAGAGGUGGGCUUGCUGGAAAUUUGAAGCCAUGUGGGGACAUCAGGAUGCUGGAUGUGUGACAUUUCUACUCCUUUUGAGUGCCCCUUUCAGGCAUUUCAGACAACACCCUGGCUCCUUCAUGUUAAUAUCCACAGCUUCAUCUGUGCUGUCUGCACAGGUUGUUUGUCUGAGUUCUGGAGAAGAGCAUCCCAUGGAGGAGCUGGAGAGGCUUCUGUUGCUGGCUGAUUUGCUCUGGCACCUGAUGUGCGUGCCAGCAGCCAUCUCGUCAGGGGGACGUGGACGUCACUGUCACCAUAGAGACAGCAAGGAGGAUUUGGUUUCAAAAGGUGAAGAGAAGCUGGGAAGUAGGAAGGAGGAAGCAUUUUUUGCUGCAGGUCUGAGAAAGGGCAGGCUGGCAUGGAGAAAGAGGUCUCACUGUCGAGGCAGCAAAGCUUUCUGUGGGUCCUCAAAAGGCAGUCCGAAGUUCCAGCAGAAGGCUCUGAAGCAAACUAAGCAGAAGAAAUCCAAGUCGGCUGAAUUUCUGAUGGUAAAAGAAGAGAGAGCAGCAACAGAAGGCAUUGAAAAUCCAGCUUUUAACAUCAGCAGCACAGAUCUUUCAGCCUAUCAGCCUUCAGAAGAGAAAGUUAUUAGACAUGACAAGCCAGAUAGCACCCUUGCAGCUCACCAACAAAAACUCGGGCUGCAAGCCCAUGCUGAACCAAGAGGAAAUGAAUACAGCAGAAAUUACUUUGACCCAUUGAUGGGUGAGGAAAUAAACCCAAGGCAGUGUGGGAUGGAGGUCAGUGAGGAAGAUCCUGUGAAAUUUGAUGAGCAAAUCCUUUACUCUAAACUGAUGAAGCUUCUAGAUGAAGAAAACAAGAUGCUGGACUUCCAAGCAGCCCGUGUCGUCAGUGAAGAUUUUCCGGACGCUGUAACGCCUGUCAGCUCCAGUAAGGCAUGUGACCUUCACAGGGAGCUUGAAGAUGAAGAGAUUCCUUCAUAUAUUGAACAGUUUGAGAGAGAUGUUCAGAAUGACAUAAUUCUGCUUGGCAGCUUUUCACUGGAACAGCACAAGGGAGCUUCUCACCACAAGAAACAAAAGUGGAGAGCCAGGAUUCAUGAACUCUUUCAAAGAGUAGGAAAUCAGCUACUGAAAACAGAGCAGAGUGGAAUUGAAGAAGAAAUGGUAGCUAGCUUUGGUAACCUUACAGAUGUGAAUACUGGAUUAAAUGGAGCAGCAGGACCUCAUGGGAAGGUUGACUGCUCCAAGAUGCCACAGCCACUAGAAAUUCACCUCAGAUGCCUGAGGGGAGUCAAAGAUAAGGUCCCUAAAGGCCUCUACAGUCUCAAAGUUUCUGUCCUCAGCCGCUUAGGUGGUGCCUUGGUGGAGUGGCCUGAACUGGAGGAGCAGCCUCAGGCCAGGACAACACGGCCUGUUAGUCAUGGUGGAAACUUCUACAACACUGAAAUCUACUUUGGACAAAGUAUCCAGACAUUUGUCAACCUACCUCCCCAAGUAACCUCUGACUACACACUAGACACAGGCUCCUAA
Molecule: messenger RNA, 1805 nt
Organism: Zonotrichia leucophrys gambelii
Lineage: Eukaryota; Metazoa; Chordata; Aves; Passeriformes; Passerellidae
Exons: 14
Coding region: 303-1805 (500 amino acids)
Source: RefSeq, a predicted model, not a curated record